AAUAUCGAGAAUGCAGCACAUCUCCGCCCAGUCUCUUCCCUCAAACGCGUUAUUAUCCUCUCACCUCCCCUCGCUCGCCCGUCUCCCCGCCCAGUCACCUGUCCCGGGCGCGCCACCCGGACUCUCCAGGCCGGCGCUCGUGCACAGGAGGCUGCGGGUGUGUGAGGACAAAUAAGGAAAAGGAUUCUUUCUCCUUAUAAUAGAAGAUGUUGGGGAAAGGGACAUUGUUCUCUUAUCAAGUCAAGUAAAUAUGUAAUUUCUCCUUACACAUCUGCGGGAGUCACAAAAACUUCUCAUUUUCUGGAUAGAAGAAACAUUCAACAAUUAAUUUGUUUCUCAUCUCAUACAUGAUGAGUCUCACAGGAGAUAGACCCAUUCUGUGCUCUGAGUGUGACAAAAGCUUUAGACAUAAAUCAGAGCUUCUCAAACAUCAGAGGAGUCACACAGGAGAGAAACCAUUUCCAUGCUCUGAGUGUAGCAAGCGUUUUUCCCGUAAAUCACAUCUUGUUAUACACCAGAGGGAUCACACAGGAGAGAAUCCAUAUAAAUGCUCUGAGUGUAGCAAAUGUUUUUCCCGUAAGUCAUCUUUUGUUAGACAUCAGACAAGUCACACAGGAGAGAAUCCAUUUACAUGUUCCGAGUGCAGCAAAUGUCUCACCUCCAAGCGACAACUUGUUUUCCAUCAGAGGCUUCACACAGGAGAAAGACCAUUUCAGUGCCCUGAAUGUAGCAAGUGUUUUAUUGAAAAGCGACAACUUGUUAUACAUCAGAGAAAUCACACAGGAGAGAAACCAUAUACAUGCACUGAAUGCAGCAAGAGUUUUACACUUUUUUCAAGUCUUCGCAAACAUCAGAGGAGUCACACAGGAGAGAAACCAUUUACAUGUUCUGAAUGUAGCAAAUGUUUUUCCCGCAGGUCAUCUCUUCUUAGACAUCAGAGUAGCCACACAGGAGAGAAACCAUAUAAAUGUCCGGGAUGUGGCAAGUGUUUUACUUCCAACCGACAACUUGUUUUACAUGAGAGGAGUCACACAGGAGAGAAACCAUUUAUAUGCUCUGAAUGUAGCAAGUGUUUUAUCUCCAAGCGACAACUUGUUUUACAUCAGAGGAUUCACACAGGAGAGAUACAAUUUAAAUGCUCUGAAUGUAGCCAGUGUUUUACAUCCAAGCUACAACUUGUUAUACAUCAGAAGAUUCACACAGGAGAGAAAUCCUUUAAAUGCUCUGAAUGUAGCAAGUGUUUUACCUCCGAGCCACAACUUGUUAUACAUCAGAAGAUGCACACAGAAGAGAACCCAUUUAAAUGCUCUGAAUGUAGCCAGUGUUUUACAGAUUUGUCAAGUCUUCUUAAACACCAGAGGAGUCACACAGGAGAGAAACCAUUUACAUGCUCUAAAUGUAGCCAGUGUUUUACCUCCGAGCCACAACUUGUUACACAUCAGAAGAUUCACACAGGAGAGAAAUCAUUUAAAUGCUCUAAAUGUAGCCAGAGUUUUACCUCCGAGCAACAACUUGUUAUACAUCAGAAGAUUCACACAGGAGAGGAAUCCUUUAAAUGCUCUGAAUGUAGCCAGUGUUUUUCCUCCGAGCCACAACUUGUUAUACAUCAGAAGAUUCAUACAGGAGAGGAAUCAUUUAAAUGCUCUGAAUGUAGCAAGUGUUUUACAGAUUUGUCAAGUCUUCUUAAACACCAGAGGAGUCACACAGGAGAGAAACCAUUUCCAUGUUCUGAGUGUAGUGAGUGUUUUUCCUGUAAAUCACAUCUUGUUUUACAUCAGAGGAGUCACACAGGAGAUAAACCAUUUACAUGCUCUGAGUGUAACAGCUGUUUUUCCAGUGAAUCACUUCUUGAGAGACAUUGGAAGAGUCACACACAAGAGAAGCCAUUUACAUGUUCUGAAUGUAGCAAAGGUUUCACCUGUAAUUCAGAUCUUGAAAGACAUUGGAAGAUUCACACAGGAGAGAAACCAUUUACAUGUUCUGAAUGUAGCAAAUGUUUUUCCCGUAAGUCAUCUCUUGUUAGACAUCAGAGGAGCCACACAGGAGUGAAACCAUAUAAAUGUCCGGAAUGUGGCCAGUGUUUUACCUCCAACCGACAACUUGUUAUACACGAGAGGAGUCACACAGGAGAGAAACCAUUUAAAUGCUCUGAAUGUAGCAAGUGUUUUAUCGCCAAGCAACAACUUAUUAUACAUCAGAGGAGUCACACAGGAGAGAAACCGUAUACAUGCACUGAAUGCAGCAAGUGUUUUAAAGUUUUGCCAAGUCUUCGCAAUCAUCAGAGGAGUCACAUAGGAGAGAAACUGUUUCCGUGUUCUGAAUGUAGCAAAUGUUUUACCCGCAAGUCAUCUCUUGUUAGACAUCAGAGGAGCCACACAGGAGAGAAGCCAUAUAAAUGUCUGGAAUGUGGCCAGUGUUUUACCGCCAACCAACAACUUGUUAUACAUGAGAGGAGUCACACAGGAGAGAAACCAUUUGAAUGCUCUGAAUGUAGCAAGUGGUUUGUCUCCAAGCGACGACUUGUUUUACAUCAGAGGAUUCACACAGGAGAGAAACCGUAUAAAUGUUCAGAAUGCAGCAAGUGUUUUUCCAGUAAAUCACAGCUUGUCUGUCAUCAUAUGAUUCACACAGGAGAGAAGCCAUUUAAAUGUUCUGAUUGCAUCAGAUGUUUUACCUCCAAACCACAACUUGUUAUACAUCGGAGGAUUCACACAGGAGAGAAACCAUUUAAAUGUUCUAAAUGCAUCAAAUGUUUUACCUCCAAGCCACAACUUGUUAAACAUCAGAGAAUUCACACACGAGAGAAACCAUUUAAAUGUUCUAAAUGCAUCAAGUGUUUUACCUCCAAGCCACAACUUGUUAUACAUCAGAGGAAUCACACAGGAGAAAAAACAUUUAUAUGCUUAGAAUGCAGAAAAUGUUUUAUAGAUUGCUCAAGUCUUCAGAAACAUCAGAGUAGUCACACAGGAGAGAAACCAUUUACAUGUUCUGAAUGUAGCAAAUGUUUUCCCCGUAAGUCAUCUCUUGUUAUACAUCAGAGGAGCCACGCAGGAGUGAAAACAUAUACUUGUCCUGACUGCAGCAAAUGUUUUACCUCCAAGCGACAGCAUGUUACACAUAUUAGGCUUCACACAGGAGAAAAAAAUAUAUAAAUGCUCCAAAAGUAGCAAGUGUUAUACCGAUUUGUCAAGUCUUCUGAAACACCAGAAGAUUCACACAGAAGAAACCAUUUACAUGUUCUGAUUGUAUACUGCUUUACUAGUAAGAAAAUGUCAUAAAUCAACUUUUAUCACCACAAUAUACAUUCAAGGGAGCCGAUAUUAAUUUUCUGAAAUGUGGCAUGUGUUUUCUAUAAAUUGGGAUUGAUAAAGACAGAGGAUGAAUUUUGUUUUCUUUAUAUAGCUAUUUUUAAUGUCAUGUUAUUAUAUGCUUAGUUAUUUGAUGUAUUGGGUUGUUUUGUUGUGAUUUGGGCAGUGUUAAAUUGGUAUUGAUAAAGACAGGAGAGGAUGAAUUUUGUUUUCUUUAUAUAGCUAUUGUUAAUGUCAUGUUAUAAUAUGCCUAGUUAUUUGAUGUAUUGGGUUGUUUUGUUGUGUUUUGGGCAGUGUUAAAUUGGUAUCGAUAAAGACAGGAGAGGAUGAAUUUGGUUUUCUUUAUAUAGCUAUUGUUAAUGUCAUGUUAUAUAUGCCUAGUUAUUUGAUGUAUUGGGUUGUUUUGUUGUGUUUUGGGCAGUGUUAAAUUGGUAUCGAUAAAGACAGGAGAGGAUGAAUUUGGUUUUCUUUAUAUAGCUAUUGUUAAUGUCAUGUUAUAUAUGCCUAGUUAUUUGAUGUAUUGGGUUGUUUUGUUGUGUUUUGGUCAGUGUUACUGUUACAAGGAUAUUGAUUGUGUUAUAUUUAAUCUGUAAUGGCACCACUCAAAGACUCAGCAGAUAAAGCACCUUGAGUCCUAUUGAAGAAAGAGCGCUAUAUAAAUAAAAUUAUUAUUAUUAUUAUUAUUAUUAUUGUAACUUGCAUAGGAGAACUUUGUUACUUAGUAACUAUUGAUCAAAAGGCAAGCUACUUCUAAGAUGCAUAAGUUCAUUAAUUUAGAGUCAAGGCUUUUAGCAGAGACGACAUUGUUGUGAUCAGGAAAUUCUUCGCAAAUAUAUAGAUCAUAAUAUCCUUAGAGGGUGACACAUUUUCAAAUCCUGUUUCUUUAAGGAUGAUCCUAAAUUGACCUCUAUUUUGAAUACUGUAUUGGACAAGUGUUCAUUUCCACUGAUUAGACUAUUACUUUUAUAUAGAGGAAAUUAGAUUUCAAAAUUAUUUGGAGAAAUUGAAAAAAACUCAAGACCUCUGAAGUAUUUUUAAAAUGUGAUUGGGUUUAAAGAACGAGAUCAGAUAUUAAAUAAAAAGAAAUUGAGGAUAAUGAAAAAUUCCUGGGUAAUAAUAAAAAAUAUUUAUUUGACACUUUAAUACUUAGGCUAACAAUCUAGUGAGGUCCUUUACAGGAGGCAUGUCUGGAAUCAGGCUUUAGUAGGUAGAUCUAAUCCACCCUCUGAUUUUUUAAGCUUACAACAGAAAGUUAAGUGAAACAACUGGGAAGAAAGAAUAAUGCAUUCCAAUAUGCGUGUAAAUGGAACAGAUGUAUAUAGACAGACGUAAGAGUUGUAAUUAUAACCAAUCGUGUGAAGAUGAACAUUAUCCCAAAUUGAAUUUUCACUAUUUUUCGAAGGGGCCAAUACCAAAAUCAUUUAUCGCAAAGCAAGAGAACUUAUCAAAAUUCUGGUGAAUUCAAAGUAGAGUAAACCAUUAAUCAAGACAAAUGACUAAUUCAUUUUUUUUAGGACCAGAUUAUAAAAAAAGAUAGAGAUAUGGAUACAGGGAAUGUAGAGGAGGUAGCAAUCCACCAAAAAGUGUAAAAAUAGGUUGAAUAAAAGACAAGGACACUUUGCGAACAUGAAAAAUUAGUGAUUGUAAUGGGACUUGACGUAACCCUGAUAUGUUUGAUCGUAAGAGAUAUUUUGCCAAUAUAAACAUCAAAAUCAUUAAUGGUAGUGCUAUUGUCUUGGAUAAUGAUCAAGAAAUGAUUCAUGCAUUAGAUAAGCUCUUGGCUGAGAGUGGAGCUACCGACAAACUCAGAAUAUCCUGAGGUCAUUUAUAGAAUGAAGAAGGAUUUUUUUAUAAUAUUGUACUAAAAAAAAAAAUAUAUAUAUAUUAUUUAUAUAUAUAUAUAUAUAUAUAUAUAUAUAUAAAAUCCAUCAGGAUAAUGUACAUUUCAAUGAAAGAGCAUUGAAAAAUCUUACGAAUGAGGAGUCUAUAAUAAUUAAGGGGGCUGAUGAAGUGUUGUCAUUCAAGAUGGAAUUGAUUACCUCUCUGAGGCAUGCAAGCAGAUGAAUACAUUUUCUAGCAAAUGUAAAUUUUUGAACGGUUACAUUUCUAUCCUAUCUGUUGGGUAGUGCACUGACCAAAGGUGAUAUUUCUAAGGAUAAAUUGUUUUCUUUAUGCUGCACACCCGAUUAUUCCCACCUAUUAUCACCUCUCUAAAAUUCAUAAAUAUUUAUUCUCGCUACCUGGUUGUCCUGUUAUAUCUGGGUUCUUUAAACCCUAAACUAUCUUUUGUUGACUCUUAUCUUCAAACUCGCGUCAUUGCUUUUCGAUCCCACAUCUGAGAUAUGCCCUAAUUCAAAACUUUAUGAAUGGUAUCACUUGGUAUGAGGGGUAUCCACUUGUGUGAUUUAGAGAUUCUGUACACCAUCCCCACAAAGGGGAAUUUGAGGCUGUCCAACAUUUUUUUAUAUAUAUAUAUAUAUAUAUAUAUAUAUAAAUAAUGCGAAAGCAGUCACUGACUGACUGACUAAUUCUCUUACGUCCCGAUAUGUUAGAUGAAAUGUAACAAGUAUUCUGCAGGUGGGAGAUAGUAAAACAAUGUAAUUAGAAUUUAAAAAAAACUCCUGUAAUGUGAUGAAAGGGGGGUUGACAUAAUGAUAUCUUUACCGAUGCGUGGCUUGCAUUGCGUGAACGAUACUGCCCAAAUGGACAAUUGGAUCAAAAUUUGGAUUGCACCUCCAGUGUGUAGAAUUUAAUAAACUACAAAAAUGGUCCUGUCUCUUCUCACCGUACCUGCUACAUGUGCUCCUGGGGUAACGCCAAGAACCAUGGAUUAAUAGUUACUUACAUUAAGACAUCUCAAAUUUACAGCUUUAUAGAGUUACCAAAUUUUUUACAUUUAUAUGUACAAAUGUGAAAAUCAGAAACUCCUGUGCGAAGUACUGAUAUGGGAUUGGAUCCUAGACAAUGUAAGUUUAUCCUGGAUUCAAUUUCUUUUAUUCUUAUAAUUUUCUCUAACGUCCUAAGUGGAUUCUGACUAUAUUAUGUGUUUUUUAGCCAAUCUAAGGUACUUUAAUUGCAGUCCAGGGCGCCUCCCCCCCCCCCCCAGCGCCCUGCACCCAUCAGUGACCGGAGUAUGUGGUGUGCUAAGGGAGCAAUGGCGCACAGCUGCAGGGCUGUGCGCUACCUUAAUGAAGACCGAAGUCUUCUGCCGCCGAUUUCCAGGAUUCUCUUCUUGCUUCUGGUUCUGCAAGGGGGACGGCGGCGCGGCUCCGGGACCGGACAACCGAGGCUGGGCCUGUUUUUGAUCCCUCUGGAGCUAAUGGUGUCCAGUAGCCUAAGAAGCCCAAGCUAGCUGCAAGCAGGUAGGAUUGCUUCUCUCCCCUAAGUCCCUCGUAGCAGUGAGUCUGUUGCCAGCAGAUCUCACUGAAAAUAAAAAACCUAAAUAUUACUUUCUUUUCUAAGAGUUCAGGAGAGCCCCUAGUGUGCAUCCAGCUCGGCCGGGCACAGUAUCCUAACUGAGGUCUGGAGGAGGGGCAUAGAGGGAGGAGCCAGUGCACACCAGGUAGUCCUAAAUCUUUCUUAGUUGUGCCCAGUCUCCUGCGGAGCUGCUAUUCCCCAUGGUCCUUACGGAGUUCCCAGCAUCCACUACGGACUACGAGAAAUAGAUUUACCGGUGAGUAAAAUCUUUUUUCUUUUUUUUUCUGCUCGACACAUCUCCAGGUACAUGGGAACACCAUGAGCAAUAUAGUUUGCCCCGAGUUUUGCCAGUUUGUACACGGGGCUCUUUUAGGACCAAUUAUCACUGCAAACUUGGCGCUCCAUGGCAGGUAGUUCUCAUCUUAAUACAAAUACUUUCCAUCAUUCACACAAGUUUUCUUGAUAUUUCCCCCUCGGUCAGGAAUAGUUAUGGGCUGCAAUCUUUAAAAAAAAAAAAAAAAAAAAAGCCAGUACUGUAGUUUUGUUUUAAUUUUUUUUUCUCCAAAAAUAUUUUUAUUAAAUUUCAAUAGGCAACAUGGUACAAGAGAGAGACUCUAUACAUAAAGAAAGCCAUGCAUAAAUCACGGUGAUGGGGACAGAAUAGUCCAUAAAGUGAUGCACACUAAAACUAAAUCAAUACAGUGUAGUGUCAGUCUUGCCCAUAAUUUACAAGAAAACAGAACAAUUAUGAAAAUGUAGAAAAGGAAAGGGGAAGAAGGAUAAGAAACCCGUAGCAGGAUUCUGCUUUUAAGCGCUUCUCAAACCACUUAGAUCGAAAUAGAUGAAAUAUAACGUGGUAUGCAAGAUCCAAUGUACAUUACAGUUACAAUGCAAUAAAAGUGUAUUCCAACUCAGAA
Messenger RNA from Pseudophryne corroboree (corroboree frog), 7642 nucleotides. Its product is annotated as zinc finger protein 850-like. Lineage: Eukaryota; Metazoa; Chordata; Amphibia; Anura; Myobatrachidae. The transcript has 2 exons. Gene Ontology annotation, biological process: regulation of transcription by RNA polymerase II. Bases 348 to 3152 code for a protein of 934 amino acids. Gene Ontology annotation, molecular function: RNA polymerase II cis-regulatory region sequence-specific DNA binding; DNA-binding transcription factor activity, RNA polymerase II-specific. The record is from RefSeq and is a predicted model, not a curated record.